AUCAAUUUCUUACGCAUUCAUGCAGUAAGGAGUAAUUAUACAAAAGAGUGCUUGAACAGCGUUUGUCUCUCGGCAGGAGUGAAAAUAUCGGAUUAAUGCUUCUGCUUGAUUUUGGUCGUUAACAGAGAAAACGUUACAGCCAGGGCAUCUGGGUGAGUCGUGCUUCUGAUAAAGCGGCCGUAAACAUUGGGAAGAUUCGAAGAGAGUAUCGAAAGUCAAAAUGCGGAAAAUUCUUAUUUAUGUAGUCGUUAAACUGAAUAUCACGUAGAUAACAAUCAGUAACUUUAGCUCAGGAGUCCACCGACGAAAGAGUGAGCGACAUUUAUCGCCAUAAAGCCAUGUUGACACGACAGCUCUCAAAUAGUCGGAAGAAAACUGACCCGACGGAACUUGGAAGAAGGAGGUCCGGCGACGGAGGUGAAAAAGACUCGGGAUCAAUUAUGCCUCAGAAUGGUUUAAGUUGGUGUGGAAGGGGUUUUGAUGAAGAAACAAUGGCUAGUACACCAAACAGUGGUCAAAGGUUCUUUGAAAGCGACAGGGCUGUUGAGAUGAUGACAUUUCCACCCAUGUCUCGGGUGAGCAAACAUGGAGAAUCAAAUAAUCGAUUAAUUUCCUCUUGUUCGUCUCAUCGCAGUAAUGCGGUGAAAAAUGGGGUAGAUGAAAAUACAGAACGUCUGUCGCAUUUUCCCGCACGCAGAGCAAGUUUCCAAGCUUCCAUUCAAGGUUUAUCUCUGUUGAAAAUGCCCGAUCUUGAGAUCACUCGUAAUAGAAGUUUUUCAGACAGUCAGGCAGAGGAUACAACGAGGAUGACAGACGAGCAAAGGAGUAAACUAGAACGUUUGAAGCUACAAAUAUUUGAAGAUAACACCAAGAGAAAGUGGGGCCGAAAGUUAAGUGGAAACAAAGCAACUGAUAGCACGCACACUGAUGUUACCGAGGAAACUAAACUUCCUGUUUUGAUCGGGGAGUCAAUGGAGCAUCACCUGAGAUGUCACGAGACACCAAUUAUGGUUCCGAAACCUUUAUCAAUGUUUGCUUCUCGCUCAGAUUUGGAACCAACCGACGGAGGAACAACAUUGCAAAAUCAAAAUUUCGGUAGGGAUGCUGUUUUUAAACUGGCCCGACAUGACAGCGCAUCCGACAAAUUUGACGCUCCGUUGGAUAUGGACCCAUUGACAUCUACGUAUUAUGAAAACCACCAAGUUUCUAAGCAGAACUCUAAUGGACAUGAUUUUGAACUCUCGCCUCCAUCGGUCGCUGAAGAAGGUGACUUCGAGUCCAUCACUGUUGUUAUGGGACGGUUACGAACGCGAUCUGAACCUGGCGACUUAGCGUCCCGAAAAGUAUCGAUGGUGCAUCAGCUUCAAACUCGUACCAGGUCGGAAAAUAACGAAUUAAAAACAAAAGUCCAGUCGUUUGUUAAGAAACCACUGCCAGCUUUACCACCCUCAACACUGCGCGUGAAGAAACAAAUUAUAAGCGAAGUCACUGGCCAUUCAAUUUCGGGAACACAUGCUAACACUACCUCGUUGCCCCGUGAAAGAAGAGAAGGCACAGUCAAUAUUCACACCUGUCCCAAUUUGAACAUGUUUUCUGAUCGUUCUUGGAUGUACCAGGAUGUUUCUCGCAAUAGGCAUAGAUACAUUAGAGGGCCAGCCACACCCGUCCCACCCGUGGAUUUCGUAUUUCGCAAGGACAAAUCUUGAACGCCGCAGUUCUUGUUAUUAUAUAUCAUGCGUGAAGAGGAUCUUGUUGUCUUUAGAUCAUCAUGUCAACAAUGACAUGCUACAAAAGAUCCCAAGCGAACAGAGUACUUAAAACUUUAAAUCUGAACUAAACUGAUUAUAGUGGAUAAAGGGGUAAAUUUCUUAAACUCUGUGGUUCUGCGUCGGUGGGAGAGUAUUAAGUUAAUAACGUAAAUUGGCCACCGUAAUAAGUUUAAAAGCUGACGUUUCGAGCGUUAGCCCUUCGUCACGACAACUUUUUAACUCUUUACGGCGGCCAAUUAACGUUAUCAACUCAGUCGAUAAUACUAAAUUACCCCAAUUUAUGGUGGGACGACUGUUCAAAGGAUAUCCUCGAAUUUCGGACAGAAACGUUAUUACACUAGAGAGAAAUGCUAAUAUUCUUUCAGGCACAGAGGUGAUAUUGAAUCCUCGGGUAACUGAACGUGAUUCUGGCGGCAGAUGUCACGAAAAACUCGGUGACACUCGGACGUAAGUGAUCACGGAAUUCCCCCGGGAGAUGCCACCACCCUUGGGCAGGGAGUUACAAGACCUUUCUUCGCACUUAUAUCUUUCACUUCAAGUUUGAAAUUUUGCGAACAUAUUCAUCAGGAGCCCUAUUAUAGCAAACAUCCAUUUUAAAGAGGUAAAGGUGUUCAGAAGCCAAUCCAAAAUAUUUAACUAUUUAUUCAGUGAGUAAUCAAUCUCUAGAUUUGGCUCAAAUAUCUAAUGUCUGUUCCGAUCGCUACUACAAGAUUACCUUGACAAGAUUACCUAUGCAUACACAGAAUACCCAUGUAAAACGACGAUACUGCUUGGGGAAACAACCUCAGGGGGUUGAUGAAAUACUUCAGAAUUCAACUGACCACGACAUAUAGUUUGCCUACAAGCGAACCAUUGCAGAUGAAACUGCAGCAUUGUCGUAAAUAAAUUUACGAGAAACAUUAUUGACAAUAUGCCUCCGAUGAAUGGGUUUUUAAAUGUGUAAUGCCCAUAAUAUCUUGAGACAUACUGAACAGGUACCUUUAGGGUCUAUGUGUACAUUCAAAAUUAUUGCGAUAAUACAGAAGAGACUUUAGUAUAAUUUUCUGGUUAAGAACGCAUAACUUUAGGGGUGCUCAGCAAUUGUAGGGGUGCGCUACAAUUCAAACAAUUCUCUCCUACAAA
Pocillopora verrucosa is the source of this 2891-nucleotide messenger RNA. RefSeq lists its product as uncharacterized. The record is from RefSeq and is a predicted model, not a curated record. NCBI's taxonomy places the organism in Eukaryota, Metazoa, Cnidaria, Anthozoa, Scleractinia, Pocilloporidae.